AUCGAUUUAAAUAAAUUCUAAUUUUGAAUUAAACCUAUUUAAUUUUAUACUAAAAAUCUUUUGUUAUUCUUAAAUCUUUUUUUAUUCUUGAUGUGCACGAUACGUGUUUUUUUUUUUUGGAGUCAUCACACUAGAAAUACUAACGGGGAAACAUCCAGGAGACGUUGUCUCAUCUUCAUCUCCAACAUAUGACCAACAAACACUUGUGAAAGAUGUGAUCGAUCAAAGCCUGCCAACUCCUAAAAAAAAGAUGCUGAAGGAGUGAUUCAUGUUGCAAAACUGGCACUUGCAUGCCUUAGCACAAAUCCUCAAUCAAGGCCAACCAUGAGGCAAGUCUUUUCAAAGCUGAUGAUGGCCAAGUGGAAUAAUGAAAAAGAGCUAGGGGAUAGUUUUUAUUGUAGUAAAUUUUAUAAUACAUUUAAUGCAGGGUUCCUUUAUAAUUUACGAAAGAAUUGAUAUUUAUAUGAAUAUAAAGCACAUUAAUUUAAUGCAUUUUGCUGUCAUUUGCUCUGUGCUUGAGAGUGUCUGAGCUGGUUGGUCUAUAAAUUAAUAAGGUAGGUGUUGUUCCUAGGCCUUCCAAUUCAACAGCAAACAAUGGAGUCCUGACAGAGAUGAACUCACUACAGAAACUACUAGAAUGCAUUAUGCAUCCGAAGACUGAAAUAGGAAGAUCAUUAAGAGCUUUGGAGAAUCAAACUGAGAUUCCAGCUUGCCAUACUCCUAGCAAGAACAGAGGUGCAGGAGAGAGCAGUGCCUAUACAGUUGAUAUACUAGGAUUGGCACUUGAACAGAAAGCUAAUGCAGAGCUAAAAGCUGCAAGAUUUGGCUUGCAGGUUUAAGGAAAAUUGUCCAUAAAAAGGCCUCUAACGACUGUUUAGGACAUAGCAGUUAAAUGUAUUUACUUGCUCUAAUUGAUUAGUUCCAUGCAUGGUGUAUUAAGAAUCCUUGAACUUCUUUAAGUAUUAUGACUGAUUCGAGUAUAUUAACAUAGUAGCUGGUACAUGAAAGAACAGAACACAAUGGAACUUCAGAAAUAUGGAUUUUUUUAAUUAUUUUUUUAUUUUCUUUUCAGUUAAGGUUUGAUAUACAGAUUUCAGUGCUUUUGGAUGCACAGCUAGUGCCUUUGGUGGGCGAACAGGACAUCUAAAAUUCAAGCUGUGAUUCCAUUAAUGGACAGGACAUAAGCCAAUUACACGAGUUAAUCUCAAACUCCACAAAUAAUAAACAUACUCAUAAGAAUCUCCCAAGGAGGUGAGUCUAGAGAAUCCAAAUUUAUAAAAAUUGCCUAUCGAGUGUGUCGUCCUGGAAUAAGGGCCGUUAAGUCACCAUGACUGGACAGAAAAUGUGGCAAUUUCUCAAUCGUGCAGAUAUGCUUAAAUAAAGAUAUAAUACGUAUUACCAUACAGAGAUAUAUAGCAAAGAAAUCAAUUUUGCCUCAAAAGAAAUUCUGUAAAUGGCAAGGUUAGCUAAAAAUAAAAACAAAAAAUUCCGUCAAUAUCUAACAUUAGCAAACUUGACCAAGUCUUCGUUCCCGUUCCUAGUUCAAUGGGUUUGGAGAGAUGAAGCAAAAUAAUUAGGAAGAAGAGUCUCUUAUGUCUCCUUAAUAAUAAGAAUCUCUUCCAGGGCAAAGGCUUUCAGCAGGCGAAGCAGAUCCUCUCUCUAUUAUCAACCAUUUCUUGAAUUGAAUGCAUUUGCUUGUUUUUGAGACUGAAUCUUUCUAAGUCUCAUACAGGCCAUAUAUGUCUUCGUGACAUAUAUUUUAUUAGAUUCAAGAUUUUGGUGGUUGCUGAAUAAGAGGGGAAGCAAGAUGAGCUGCUUUGCAUGUUGCAGGUCAGAUCAAAAAAUCAGCAGAAAAUCAUUGAAAAGAAGCAUCAAGAAAUAUGCAGAAGCCAAACAUUUAUCCUCUUUUGCAAGUCUCUCAUUCAAAAGCGAUAGCAGCAGAAGAAGGUAUAUAACUGAAGAAAUCAAGAAAAUGGGAAAGGGCACUAUAACUGCUGAGAUUUUCGCAUUCCGGGAAUUAUCUAAUGCAACUAAAAACUUCAAUCCUGAAAAUCUGCUAGGAGAAGGUGGUUUUGGAAGGGUGUACAAAGGGCAGAUUGAGAGAACAAAAAAAGUUGUUGCUGUGAAGCAACUCGACCGAAAUGGAUUUCAAGGAAACAGAGAGUUCCUAGUAGAGGUUCUGAUGUUGAGUCUUCUUCACCAUCCUAACCUUGUGAAUCUAGUUGGAUAUUGUGCUGAUGGUGAUCAAAGGCUUUUAGUGUAUGAUUACAUGUCCAGUGGCUCCCUUGAGGAUCACCUUCUUGACUUGGCACCAGGCAAAGUGCCUUUGGAUUGGAAAACAAGGAUGCAAAUUGCUUGUGGAGCAGCAAAAGGACUUGAAUACUUGCAUGAAAAAGCGAAUCCUGCAGUAAUAUACCGUGACUUCAAAGCAUCGAACAUUCUAUUAGAUGAGAAUUUCAAUCCAAAGCUCUCAGAUUUCGGUCUGGCAAAGCUUGGUCCAACAGGAGACAAGACUCAUGUUUCCACUAGAGUGAUGGGAACUUAUGGCUAUUGUGCACCCGAGUAUGCAUUGACAGGCCAAUUGACAACAAAAUCUGAUGUGUACAGCUUUGGAGUUGUGCUUCUAGAACUCAUCACAGGAAAACGGGUCAUCGACAAUUCGAGACCGACCGAAGAGCAGAAUCUAGUCGUUUGGGCAACGCCAUUGUUUAAAGACAGAAGAAAGUUUGUAUUAAUGGCAGACCCAUCGUUAGAAGGGAAGUAUCCUCUAAAGGGCCUUCAUCAAGCACUUGCAAUUGCAGCUAUGUGUCUCCAGGAGGAAGCUGAGAUUCGGCCAUUAAUGAGCGACGUCGUAACAGCCCUGGAAUACUUAGCAGUAAAGAAGGGAGAUGGAGAUGAGGACGUCGAUGACCAAGUCAGUAUGUCUUCUCCAGAUAUUGGUUCAGAAGUAUAUAAUGCCGAACAGUAGAGACCAGAAGAUUGAUAGGGGUAGGAAAUGGAACAAGUUCUAAUGCAGCUUGCUUCUAUUUUUCAUUAAUUUUUUUUCCCAUUACAUAGUGAAAACAACCCAUUUUUUUGUAAUUACUCGAAUAUCAUUUUAACCCUACCAUCAAUGUUUUUGGUUUUCGUUUGGUAAAACUGCGACUGUUGAUUGUGUUGUGUAUCCUAGCAGUGUGAUGGAU
This is a messenger RNA of Manihot esculenta (cassava), 3182 nucleotides long. Its product is annotated as probable serine/threonine-protein kinase PBL23. The transcript has 5 exons. Gene Ontology annotation, biological process: protein phosphorylation. The coding region runs from base 1808 to 2968 and encodes 386 amino acids. The record is from RefSeq and is a predicted model, not a curated record. Gene Ontology annotation, molecular function: protein kinase activity; ATP binding. Lineage: Eukaryota; Viridiplantae; Streptophyta; Magnoliopsida; Malpighiales; Euphorbiaceae.